Molecule: messenger RNA, 1207 nt
Organism: Asparagus officinalis (garden asparagus)
Lineage: Eukaryota; Viridiplantae; Streptophyta; Magnoliopsida; Asparagales; Asparagaceae
Product: probable CCR4-associated factor 1 homolog 7
Exons: 2
Coding region: 130-930 (266 amino acids)
Cellular component (GO): CCR4-NOT complex; P-body; CCR4-NOT core complex
Molecular function (GO): poly(A)-specific ribonuclease activity; nucleic acid binding
Source: RefSeq, a predicted model, not a curated record
UCGCCCUCUCACCCUUCGUCCCCCCGACAAAACCCCGUUCUCGAGCUCGAUCACCCGAGCUAGGGUUCUUAUCCCCUUUAAAAAAAAAGAAAAAAAAAACCAAAAUCCAAAACCCUAACCCUAGAAAAAAUGUCCUCAAUCCUCCCCAAACCCGAAUCCAUCGAGAUCCGCGAGGUCUGGUCGUCGAACCUCGACUCCGAGUUCGCCCUGAUCCGGGACAUCAUCGACGACUACCCCUACAUCGCCAUGGACACGGAGUUCCCCGGCGUCAUCCUCCGCCCCGUCGGGCCCUACAAAACUACCUCCGAUUACCACUACCAAGCCCUAAAAUUCAACGUCGACCUCCUCAAGCCCAUCCAGUUAGGGCUCACUUUCUCCGACCCCGACCUCAACCACCGCUUCGUCUUCCAGUUCAAUUUCCGCGAGUUCGACCCCCAGUACGACGUCUUCGCCUCCGAUUCCAUCGACCUCCUUCGCCAGUCGGGGAUCGACUUCGAGAAGAACAUGGAAUUCGGCGUCGACGUUGUCAAGUUCGGCGAGCUGCUGAUGUCGUCUGGGGUCGUGCUCAACGAUGGGGUCCAGUGGAUUACGUUCCAUUCGGGGUACGAUUUCGGGUAUUUGCUGAAGAUUUUGACUUGCAAGAGCCUGCCUGAGAGCCAAGAAGGGUUCUUUGAUUUGAUUCGGACGUAUUUCCCGAGGGUUUAUGAUAUUAAGCAUCUCAUGAGGUUUUGUAAUAGCUUGCACGGGGGUCUGAAUAAGUUGGCGGAGUUGCUGGAGGUGGAGAGGGUUGGGAUUUGUCAUCAGGCUGGGUCUGAUAGCUUGCUGACUGCUUGUGCGUUUAGGAAGCUGAAAGAGAGUUUCUUUAAUGGGUCGACGGAGAGGUACGCCGGCGUGCUGUAUGGGCUCGGUGUUGAGAAGGGCAGUGACUGAUGAGUGGUUCGGGCUGAAAGAAAUGUAUGAAGCAAUCCGUAAUGGAGAUUGGAGUCUGCGAUUGGUGAUUGGAUGCUGUUACUACCUGUGUAACGUCUUUGUGGAUGCCUGAGUGUCCUGCUUGUGGGAAGAAGUGGUAGGACAGGACAUGGUUGAAGCGGAGUACUCGAUGACAAUUAACAUACAUCAACUUGAGUAAAUGUGGACAAAGUGUCAAGGUUAACUGCGAAUUGAGUACAGCAUGGAUGCGGAACAGUAGAAGCAUAUGUAAGUAAGU